CGGCAGCCUCCGGCGGCGGGGUAAGUGGCCGGUGUAAGGGAAUCCAGUGUCAGGUCAGUUUACCAGCACCUGAAUAUCGUUGAUAUUUACAUGUGGAAGAGGAGAUGAUGGCCUAUUUUAUUUCUGAGAAGAGAUUACAAAGCACAGUCUGAGCAGCAGGUCAGUGAGACCCACAGACGUGAGUGAGAGUGUUCAUGAACACUGACUGUGGAAGGAGCUUUAGCCAGUUACACAGCACAGAAGACAGUGCAACAGUCACACAAAGGAGAAACCAAACACGUUCUGUGUGUGUGAGGUUUUGAUGAACCAGCCUGGAGGGAAACCAGAAAAGAUUUCUUUGACUCCGAAGUUGAAAUAUUUCCUUGGUAAAAGUGGGUUGUUGAUUCUUUGAAAAGAAACAAUUCCCUGUCCCAGCUGGAAACUUGUGCGUCUGCUUUGAGUGUGGAAUGAAGUUCAGUGUUUUAUGAUCUUGUUGAAACACAGUUGUUUUUAAAGCAUUGAUCAACUGCUGUGAGAUCACACCAACCAUCCUCACUGCCCGGAACGUGGGAAGGAUUCACUAUGUCAUCCAACAUGAUGAAACACCAGCAGGUUCGUACCAAGGAGAAACCAUUCACCUGCUUGGAGUGCGGGAAGGGAUUCAAUCGGUCAUCUGACCUGCUGACACACCAGCGGGUUCACACCGGGGAGAGGCCGUACACCUGCUCCGAGUGCGGGAAGGGGUUCACUCGAUCUUCCCACCUGAUGAGACAUCAGGGAGUUCACACCGGGGAGAGGCCGUUCACCUGCUCGGAGUGUGGGAAGGGUUUCACUGAGUCAUCCCACCUGCUGGCACACCAGGUAGUUCACACCGGAGAGAGGGCCUUCAUCUGCUCGGAGUGCGGGAAGGGAUUUAUCCACUCAUCCCACCUGCUGACGCACCAGCGGAUUCACACCGGGGAGAGGCCAUUCACCUGCUCUGAUUGUGGGAAAGGGUUCUCCUGGUUAUCACAGCUGCUGAUACACCAGCGAGGUCACACUGGGGAGAGGCCGUUCACCUGUCCUGAGUGCGGGAAGGGAUUCAUUCAAUCAUCCCACCUGCUGACACACCAGCGAGUCCACACCGGGGAGAGGCCGUUCACCUGCUCCGAGUGCGGGAAGGGCUUCACUCAGUCGUCGUACUUGGUCAAUCACCAACGCAUCCACACCGGCGAGAGGCCGUUCACCUGCUCCGAGUGCGGGAAGGGGUUCACUCAGUUAUCCAACCUGCUGACACACCAGAUCGUUCACACGGGGGAGCGGCUGUUCACCUGCUCUGAGUGCGGGAAGCGAUUCACUCGGUCAGCCUACCUGGCGAUACACCAGCGGGUUCACACUGGGGAGAAGCCGUUCAACUGCCCUGAGUGCGGGAAGAAGUUCAACCAAUCAUCCCACCUGCUGAAACACCGGCGAGUUCAUUCUGGGGAGAAACGCGGGUCGACCUUCACAAGAAACCAACUCCCGCCGGUGCACUGUAACCAAAUCACUGCAGAUGCCGCAGACUUGGAAUUUAGCCAAGGAGGUCCUGGAGGCUUUGUUGCCGAAGGCAGAGAAGGCCUCGCGGCACAGAAAACGGUCUAUCUCGCUUGCAGCCCCUCCGGCAGAAAGCGGAAGCGGAGACCCGGGCAUGCGCGGUGGAGGCUGCGAGGGGAGCGGAGGUUGCGGAGGGUUGAGGCUGGAGGCUGGAGCGGAGCGGGUAGAGGUCGGUCCCCGGGCCCAGCUCGGUCCCAGUCAUUUUACAGGGUGUCCGUGAUGGAGGAUUCACAGACAGGGAGCUCAAACCAGACGAUACGUCAGGACCUGCCAGAGACGCUCGAUUUACCUGAACAUCGCCGCCCUUUGAAUGUGGAAGCAAAAGGCUCUGUUCACAGCGGGAAGGAGCAGUUCACGUGUUCCGAGUGUGGGCGAGGCUUCAACAGAGCAUCCGGACUGUCGAGGCAUCAGCGCAGUCACAGAGGGGAGAAGCCCUGGAAGUGUGGGGACUGCGGGAAGGGGUUCAACUACGCGUCCCAGCUGGAGAUCCACCGCCGUCGUCACACCAGGGAGCAACCGUGGAAGUGCGGGGACUGCGGGAAGGGGUUCAGUUACCCGUCCCAGCUGGAGAUCCACCGCCGCAGUCACACCGGGGAGAGGCCGUUCACCUGCUCCGAGUGCGGGAUGGGAUUCACCCACUCGUCCAGCCUCCUCACGCACCAGCGGGUUCACACUGCGGAGAGACCGUUCACCUGCUCCGAGUGUGGGAAGGGCUUCACCCGGUCCUGCCACCUCCUCAGGCACCACCAAGUCCACAUCGGGGAGAAACUGUUCACCUGUUCCAUGUGCGGGAAGGGGUUCACUCAGUCGUCCUGCCUUCUCAGGCACCAGCGAGUCCACACCGGGGAGAAGCCCUUCACUUGCUUCCUGUGCGGGAAGGCGUUCAGUCAGACCUUCAACCUUCACGCUCACCAGCGGGUCCACACCGGGGAGAGGCCCUUCACCUGCUUCACCUGCGGGAAGGGCUUCACUCAGUCGUCCAACCUCCUCACACACCAGCGCGUGCACACGGGGGAGAGGCCGUUCACCUGCUCCGACUGUGGGAAGGGCUUCGGUGGUUUGUCCAGUCUGCGGAAACACCGGCAAAUCCACAAAGCAGGUGAACGGCAUGUCCCCAGUGUGAAUCCGCUGGUGUUUGAGCAGAUACGAAGAAUACGCAAAUCCCUUCCCGCACACGGAGCAGGUGAACGGCCUCUCCCCGGUGUGAAUUCUCUGGUGUUGGAACAGCGCCGGACGGGGAGGAAGAAAUGGCCGACUGAGUACCCACAAUCCCCCACGGGCCAGAAACCGCCCUACCCACAACGGCCCCGGAGAACGCGCAUGCGCCCCCCGGGCCACACGGGGCCGGGUCGACGACGAGCCCGGGGUCGGCGGCCGGAGGGAGGGCCGAGCCCUGCGGCGGCCCGCUGCGUUCCCGCAGCUCGCACCCAUUUACCCUCGGCCGAAGCCCGGCGGCCGCUGGGGCCCCUGACCCAGCCUCGGGAGUUGAUUGAAACCACCACCCGGCCCCCUCCGUUCCUACCCGCCGCCAUCCUUCUCGAAGGAUCGAGAGUCCGGGCCACCGGCGCGCUGACCACACACAAGUCUGUGAAUUCAGGGCAGAGCGCUUGUCCCAGUGGGAUCAAUGGCCGCCUCCUUACCCAGAACGCCCCGCGCCCGAGAAACCGCCUCGCCCGCUGCGGUGCCUCGCCCCUCCCCCACCCCACGCUUCGCUUCCCCUCCGGGUCUCCCCUCCCGUCCUCCAGGGUCCCGGCCGGUCUCACGGUCCCCGAUCUGCUGCUUCCUCCCGAGUAUACCGACUGCAUAGCCCAGCACCCCCGCCUCCCGCCGCCGAGCUCCCUCCUCCCCGCCGCUCCUUGUGCGAGCGGCGAACAUCCGGAUCCUGUCGUCGCAGUGCGCAUGCUCGGGACUCCGGCAGCCGCAGUCCAGCGCCUGCGCUCUCGGCUCGUGUUGGGUGCAAACAGCCGCGGUGAGAAGUAUUUUAAAGCUGCCUUUUCCCGGCCUCGGGAGCUCCCAAAUUACCCUGCAGCCGGUCACGGUUGGAAAAGCGAAAGCCAAGUGAUUCCCAGCCGCGAAUGUCACGAUGACAACCACAAGACAGCACCUCCUCUUCCGGACCCCACAUUAAAUUCAAGGCUGGGUGACAGCCUUUUCAGGGCCCGCUGUGCAUCGCGGGACCGACUGGUCCGGCAGGAGCCCCCCUCCCCCCGACAGUGGCGGUGGUGCGCCGGGGCUGCUUCACCGAGCCGUCCCGGGACCCCACCGAAAUCACGGCCGGGGUUCAGCCCUCCCAUCCGCCGCCGUGUCCCCAGGACUUCCAUUAGAGGGACUUUCCUCGCUGUGGGACUGGGACAGAGUUCAUUGAUUGACUCUCCUGUUCAAAACACUCUCAUCUCCGGAACAAUGAGCCCAUUUCGGUGUGCGGGCUGCGGGAAAGACUUUAGACGAUCCGGCGAUCUGAUUAAACACCAGCGAGUUCACACUGGAGAGACGCCGUUCAUCUGCUCCGAGUGCGGGAAGGGAUUCAACCAGUCCUCCAACCUGCUGACGCACCAGCGGGUUCACACCGGGGAGAAGCCCUUCAUCUGCUUGGAGUGCGGGAAGGGGUUCAGUCAGUCGUCUUCCUUGCUGACGCACCAGCGGGUUCACACCGGGGAGAGGCCGUUCACCUGCAUGGAGUGCGGGAAGGGGUUCGCCGAGUCGGUUAACCUGACCCGGCACCAGCAGGUCCACACCAGGGAGAAGCCAUUCACCUGCUCCGAGUGCGGGAAGGAGUUCGCUGGGUCGGCUAACCUGAUUAGACACCAGCGGGUUCACACCGGGGAGAGGCCGUUCAUCUGCUCCCAGUGCGGGAAGGGAUUCACUGAGUCAGCUAAUCUCACCAGACACCAGCGGGUUCACAGCAGGAAGAAGCCACUUACCUGCUCCAAGUGCGGAAAGGGAUUCUCUCGGUCAUCUGAACUGGUGACGCACAAACGAAUCCACACCGGGGAGUGGCCGUUCACCUGCUCCGAGUGCGGGAAGGGAUUCCACUGUUCGUCCCAACUGCUGACACACCAGCGGGUUCACACCGGCGAGAGGCCGUUCACCUGCCCCGAGUGCGGGAAGGGAUUCGCUGAGUCGGCUAAACUGACGAGACACCAGCGGGUUCACACCCGGCAGAGGCUGUUCACCUGUUCUGACUGUGGGAAGGAGUUCACUGAAUCGUCCAGCCUGCUGACGCACCAGCGAGUUCACACUGGGGAGAGGCCGUUCAUUUGCACUGAGUGUGGGAAGGGAUUCAGUUGCUCGUCCAACCUGCUGAGACACGAGCGAGCUCACAAGAGAGAGAAAAAAAUGGAGCAGGUCAUCCUUGGAUCAGGAGGCUGUGACGUGGGAUCGUUACAGGGAUCGUGGCCGGUGAUCCAGCGGAUUGGGAAUGAGGGGACCAAGUACAAUGCAGCCGGGUCUGCUGAUGAUACAAAGCUGGACGGGAGCUGCAGUUGUGAGGAGGAGGCGGGGAGGCUUCAGGGUGGAUGUCGAGGUGCUGGGUGUGUGAGCAAGGACAUGGCAGAUGGAAUGUGCAGCCACUGCCCGCCCACCCGCUGCGGACAGUCCGCAGUCUCUGGGAAGGGUGGGUGGGGUCAGAAACCAAUGACGGCCGGCGUACCCACAAUCCCCCGCGCCCCAGACACCGCCCCGCUGACGCCGGCACCGCCCCCCCCACCCGGCAAGGCGCAUGCGCCGCUCCAGGCGCGCGGAGCAUGCUGGGCCGGGGCUGGGGGGCACCGGGACUGUCCCGGCGUGGGGGGACCGGAACUGUCCCGGCGUUGGGGGGGGGGCACCGGGACUGACCCGGCGUGUCAGCCCGCGUGGGUUCUCCCCCAGCCGGGGGGAGCUGCUCCCUUGGUCCCGGACCCUGGUCCAGAGGGGGUGUUGAUUAAACCCCCUUCCCGGCGCUCAGCUCCGAUCCGCCGCCGAGGUCCCGGAGCCUCCGUCAGACCGCGGAGGGACCUUCACCCGCUGUUCACUGGUGCGCACUCUACAGCGAUGAACAUACCCCAGUGUUCUGACUGCGGGAAGCACUUCACUGAAUCCAGUGAUCUGAUCACACACCAGCGGGUUCACACCGGGGAGAGGCCGUUCACUUGCCCCGAGUGCGGGAAGGGGUUCAACUGGUUAUCCUCCUUUCUGAGACACCAGCGGGUUCACACUGGCAAGCGGCCGUUCACCUGCUCGCAGUGCGGGAAGGGGUUCACUGAGUCUUCCCAUCUGCUGAGACACCAGCAAGUCCACACUGGGGAGAGGCCGUUCACCUGCCCCGAGUGCGGGAAGCGGUUCAAUUGGUCGUCCUCCCUGCUGACCCACCAGCGGGUCCACACUGGGGAGAGGCCGUUCACCUGCUCCGAGUGCGGGAAGGGAUUCACCGAUUCAUCCGCCAUGCGAAGUCACCAGCGAGUUCACACCAGGGAGAGGCCUUUCAUUUGCUCCACAUGCGGGAAGAAAUUCAGUCUGUCGUCCAGCCUGCUGACCCACCAGCGGGUUCACACUGGGGAGAGGCCGUUCACCUGCCCCGAGUGUGGGAAGGGGUUCACUCGACCAUCAGACCUGGUGACGCACCAGCGAGUUCACACGGGGGAGAGGCCGUUCACCUGCCCCGAGUGUGGGAAGGGGUUCACUCGACCAUCAGACCUGGUGACGCACCAGCGAGUUCACACGGGGGAGAGGCCGUUCAUCUGCUCUGAGUGCGGGAAGGGAUUCACUCAGUCGUCUAGCCUGGUGACGCACCAGCGAGUUCACACGGGGGAGAGGCCGUUCAUCUGCUCCGAGUGCGGGAAGGGAUUCAUUCGGUCACCUGCUCUGAUAAAACACCAGCGAGUUCACACUGGGGACAGGCCGUUCACCUGCUCUGACUGCGGGAAGGGGUUCACUCAGUCAUUAUACCUGCAGAGACACCAGCGAGUUCACACCAGUGGGAAUGUUUAAAUAUGUGUAAUGUUUAAAUAUCUGAGCCACUGAUAAGUUGUAUUCCGCAGUUACUGAGUCUGCUCAUCACCUAGAUUGAAUCCAGAUCAUUGGGAACAAGCGGGUUCAAUUCCGGCCACUGUCUGUAAGGAGUUUGUAUGUUCUCCUGUGACUGCGUGGGUUUCCUCCGGGUGCUCUGGUUUCCUCCCACAUUCCAAAGACGGACGGCUUAGGAAGUUGUGGGCGUGCUAUGUUGGCACCAGAAGCGUGGCGACACUUGCGGGCUGCCCCCAGAACAGUCCACGCAAAAGAUGCAUUUCACUGUGUGUUUCG
Pristis pectinata (smalltooth sawfish) is the source of this 6828-nucleotide messenger RNA. RefSeq lists its product as uncharacterized. Lineage: Eukaryota; Metazoa; Chordata; Chondrichthyes; Rhinopristiformes; Pristidae. Gene Ontology annotation, cellular component: nucleus. The transcript is spliced from 13 exons. The record is from RefSeq and is a predicted model, not a curated record. Gene Ontology annotation, molecular function: DNA-binding transcription activator activity, RNA polymerase II-specific; RNA polymerase II cis-regulatory region sequence-specific DNA binding. Bases 562 to 6516 code for a protein of 1984 amino acids. Gene Ontology annotation, biological process: regulation of transcription by RNA polymerase II.